AUGAAAUUCACUGCCAUUGCGACCCUCGUCGCGGCUGUUGCCGCCAUCCCUUACUCUCCUCCCGCCGACCAGCCUGAUGGCGUCUACAGUGUCAACUUCGACGAGGCUGGCCAGCCUCUCGUGCAACGCUUGGCCGAUCCUAACUAUGCUCCCGCCGCUGAGUCUCAAGUUGGCGAGGCUCAAGCUGUCGAGGCUGAAGCGACUCCUCAGCUGCUCAAGAGAGCUCGUGAACCUUACUGUAGCGGUCUAUACAUUCCUCAAGAUGGCUCGUACAAGCGAGUUCAAGACUGCCUAGGCAACUGGCUGGAUGCGAACUCAGGCAAUGUGAAAAGGGACGGCGGUGCCGUGAUCUACUGUCGCUCAGGCGAUACUUUUUUGGCCCUAUGCAGCUAUCCCGAGACGAUAUAUGGCAGCUCCAAGGAGAUUACAAACUUUAACGCAAACAUGGACGUAACAUGUGGCGCCUGGAAGUCUGGCUACGUCUUCUAUGAUGAAUGGAACAAAUCUUACUAUCGCACAAUGGCGGCCGAGCCCAUCUGCACCAACAUCGACGCUCAUGUCCAGCUGCCUUCUUGA
Messenger RNA from Dissoconium aciculare CBS 342.82, 576 nucleotides. RefSeq lists its product as uncharacterized. The transcript has 2 exons. Lineage: Eukaryota; Fungi; Ascomycota; Dothideomycetes; Mycosphaerellales; Dissoconiaceae. Bases 1 to 576 code for a protein of 191 amino acids. The record is from RefSeq and is a predicted model, not a curated record.